AGACGCUUGUGUGCGAAAGAAAGAACGUUUUUGAUAGGGAAGAAAGUAAAAGGUAGAAGCAGACCAUAUCCUAUAAUUUUUUUUCGGAGACAGAGGCAUGGGGGUAGGCUCAACCAUAAAGGGAUAUAGAAGAUAUGGUGGAAAAUGGAAGCAGUGCAUGCAUGGUAUGAACAUCAAUGUGUGCAUCACAAAUGAAAACAUGACAUCACAAACAUGCAUGUACUGCUUCUCCAAGCUGGACCAUCCCAUCCAUCGAAAGGUUAUAAAAGGCAAAGAAAUCAAGACAAAAGUCAAAGGAGCGUUCUUGUGCCGUAAUCCUGACUGUGUUUUGGUCUCAAAAAAGCUGCCAAGCCCAGAGAUAACCUGUCUGCCCUUGCAUGGGUCUUUCUGGCCUUUGCUCACUGCUCUUUCAGGAAACAUUUCCUGAACUAUCUGCUAAAAUCAGCCACUGUAGCACUGAAUUUAUAAACAAGACCGCAUCCUUCCUAAAUGCAAGAGAAUGCUGGGAUACUGGCCAUGAUGCCAGUAAUCGGGAUCGAGUUGUGACUUCUUAAUUGCGGUGGCAGUUUAACGUUCCCGAA
This is a messenger RNA of Rhizopus microsporus ATCC 52813, 581 nucleotides long. RefSeq lists its product as uncharacterized. NCBI's taxonomy places the organism in Eukaryota, Fungi, Mucoromycota, Mucoromycetes, Mucorales, Rhizopodaceae. The transcript has 3 exons. The coding region runs from base 98 to 427 and encodes 109 amino acids. The record is from RefSeq and is a predicted model, not a curated record.